UCAUGAAACGCCAUUAUGUUGACACUGGGAAGGAGAAGGAUCUGCCCUAUAGCAAGGCUCCAUGCCAACCUGCCGAGGAAUUGGAUGAUGUGAACUGGGUACCUUUUUGGGAGCAGGCAGGAGAUGUGAGGGAAGAAGAAUCUGAACCUGUCCCUGGACCUUCAAUAAACAGGGCCCAAGAUGCUGGCUUAGAGUCCAAGGCUCAUAGCCCACAGUGGAGGAGUAGAACACCCUCAGCUCACCAGUCUUGUUCACAGUAUUACUCUUGCUUCUCUUCAAUAACCAACUCAGAGGAGAACAAGUCUCAGCAAAACGCAUAUGCCUUUUACACCCGGGUGCAAACGGUCCAGGGUGUGGCUGUGGCCUGGGAGACAGAGUCUGGGUUUGAGCCGAUUGGUAUUAGGCCUCGAGUAAGGGAGGCUGAAUUCACUGAGAGGCAGAAGAGGGCCGGGUCUCCCCUUGAAAGUAUUUCUACUAGUGACCUGGUCAGUGAUAUCGAUCCUUGGGAGGGAGAUGCCUUUCAGGAACUAGAAGAGCCAGAGACGCCGGUACUGUCAGAUUGUACCCAGGAGUUAAGGGAAACACCUGAUUGGCUGAUCACAACGAACUAUGGCCUCCGCUGCUUGGCUUGUUGCAGGAUCUUUCCCAAUUUGGAAGGCCUCUUACACCAUGCCCAGCAUGGGAUCAAGGAGGGCUUCAGCUGUCAUAUUUUCUACCGGGAAAUGCUUCAGAGAAGACAGUCUCAGAGUCAACUGCUGGAACAAGCACCAGAGGAUCAGGACCAGGACCAGGGCCAGUCCCGUAGCAGUGAGCCUAGCAGGUGCCGUAUAAUGCUGUUUUGGUCUCAAAGAGACAACCACUUAUCAGCAACAACAGCAAAGGAGAAGCGUCCUAGGAAGUCCUGUGUCAUCUCCAAGGGAAUGGAUCAGCACAGAGAUCGAGAGCAGAGCUAAGAAAAGCAGAAUGAAGAGAGAAAUCAAGAGAAGAUCUAGGAGGAUGGUGAAGAGAACCGAGGAAUGCAAGAUGACCCCAGCAGUGUCUUUAGGCAGGAAACAUCC
Molecule: messenger RNA, 1058 nt
Organism: Trichosurus vulpecula (common brushtail)
Lineage: Eukaryota; Metazoa; Chordata; Mammalia; Diprotodontia; Phalangeridae
Gene: FAM170B
Product: family with sequence similarity 170 member B
Exons: 5
Coding region: 3-953 (316 amino acids)
Biological process (GO): fertilization
Source: RefSeq, a predicted model, not a curated record